Molecule: messenger RNA, 714 nt
Organism: Peniophora sp. CBMAI 1063
Lineage: Eukaryota; Fungi; Basidiomycota; Agaricomycetes; Russulales; Peniophoraceae
Source: the annotation of a GenBank genome assembly
AUGGCCUACAAGGCGUGGGCAGAACUGGUGACUGGAGAGCGCAUUCGCGUUUUCCAGGAGGACAAAGGCGGCGAGUUUACUGGGAAGAAGUGGGACGCCAUGUACGCUCAGACGGGCAUCACUUUCCGUCGGACGACUCGCAAUCGUCCAGAGCAGAACGGCGUGGCUGAACGCGCAAACCGCACCGUGGUUGAGGGCACUGCUGCUGUCCUCGCCGAGUCCGGCAUGCCGCAUUCGUCGACACGCGGGCAGAGCCUGAAGGCCACCCGUUACGAGGUUUGGCAUAAGCAGAAGCCGGACUAUUCGCACCUUAGGGUGUGGGGCUGCAGGGCCUACGCGCACGUCCAGAGGGACAAGCGUGACAAGCUGCAGUGGCAUAUAAUCAAGGGCGUGUUUAUCGGCUACCCUGAGGGGUACAAGGGCUGGCGNUGGCACAAGCAGAAGCCGGACUACUCGCACCUUAGGGUGUGGGGCUGCAGGGCCUACGCGCACGUCCAGAGGGACAAGCGUGACAAGCUGCAGUGGCACAUAAUCAAGGGCGUGUUUAUCGGCUACCCUGAGGGGUACAAGGGCUGGCGGAUUUGGGACGGCAAGAAGGCAAUUAUCUGCGAGACGGUGGUCUUUGAUGAGCGGUAUUUCCCUCACUCGAAGCUAGCGCUGUCUCAACCGAUGGUUGUGGACUUCGAGCGACCUCCUGAGCUCACCCUUUGUUGA